This is a messenger RNA of Lathyrus sativus (Indian pea), 456 nucleotides long. Lineage: Eukaryota; Viridiplantae; Streptophyta; Magnoliopsida; Fabales; Fabaceae. The record is from the annotation of a GenBank genome assembly.
AUGGAUAGAGAAAUUGAUACUGACAUAAAAUCUAGACAUGUCCUUGAUGCCAAAAUACAAGAAGUAAAACCGAAAAACCGGAAACACUCCCUACUGUGUCUUUGCAACCAUGAUUCCUUUUCACAAUCAUUUGUUUCUGCACAACAAUUUCUCACGGAGUCGGCAACGAAAUGGUAUAUGUCAAGCAAAUCUCCGAAUUUCCCCUCCGGGUCCGUUUCUAUGGUUGUUGAUACGCAACAAAGAUACAAGGAUGGCAUGACUCGCUCUUUUAAAGUGUACUACCGUGAUCGCGAGGGUCUGCACCCCAUGUAUGUUGCCGUGAAGGUCAACACCAAGCAAACAGUUCCAAAAGAUGUUACACUGUCAAAAGUAGUUCUAUUAAUGCUCAAAACACCAAAGAUUAAAAAGCUUCAUAAAAAUAAAAUCGUUAUGGUUGAUAAACUAAGAGGUGUUUGA